AUGCAAAAUGAAGAAUACAAAAGAUUAAUAUCCUUAUGGGGAGUAGAACAUCAAGAAAUAUUGAUGAGUAAUUCUAUCCUUUUUUUAGGUAGUUCACUAUUAAUAUUAGAAAUAUGUAAAGGUUUAGUAUUGAGCGGUGUAUCUAAUUUGACUAUUAUAGACAAUGAACUAAUAGAUAUAGAUAAUUUAAGAAAUUAUAAAUUAUAUUAUAAUUUAUGUAAUUUAAAUGAUUAUAAAUGUAAAGUGAUAGAACAAUAUUUAAUAAGAACAAAUAGAAAUGUUAAUAUUAAUUCGAUUAUAGCAAAUCCAAUGGAAUAUUUUUAUAAUAUUUUAAAAGAAAGAAAAGAAGUUGAGAUAUAUAAAUGUAAUGAUAAAAUAAAAACACAUAUAGAUAUAUUAAUAUGUAAUUUGAAUGUUAAAGAUAAUAUAUAUAUAGAAAAAUUAUGUAAUAAGCAUAAUAUAAAUGUUAUAACGUGUAAUUAUAUUAAUAUGAUAGGUUAUUUAAAUAUAUGUUUAAAAGAAAAUAAUCACUUUUAUAUUCAUAAUAAUAAUAAUAAUAAUUAUAAUAGUUUUUUUUUUUAUCAUUAUAUAGCCUUGUCUUUAUUAAACAUACCAGAAAUAAAUGAAUAUGUAAAAAAGAUAGAUUAUACAUCUUUCAAACAUAACAAUGUAAUAAAUAAAAUUCUUUUCCUCAUUAAAUGUUAUAAGGAUAUAUAUAAUAUAGAACAAGAAAAAAAAAAUAUAAUAAUAAAUAAAAAUAAAAAUAAUAUUAAUAGUAAUAAUAUAAAUAAUUAUUAUAUACAUUCUGGUGAAAUAAUAAAUUGUAAUGAUAUAUUAUUAUAUAUUAAAAACAAAUUAUUCUUAACAAGUUUAUCAUUUCCAUAUAUUCAAAAUAUAACACAUGAAUUCUUAACAGUGCACAAUAUAUUAUGUAUAAUAAAAAAAUAUAAAAUUCAAUCAGACAUCCAUAAUUAUCAUAACAAUUUCUCUAUAUGUAAAAAUCAUAUAUCUUUCUUUUUAAUUGUAUAUAAAAGUUUUAUCAAAGAAAAUCAUGAUUUACCCUAUCUAUAUGAUGACAUAAAUUUUGAAGACCAAAAUAUUAAUACAAUUCUAAUGAAAAAAAAACAACAGCAUAUACAAAAAUUACAAAAUAUAAUUAAUAAGAAAAAAAUCAAAUAUUCUUUUUACAAGCCAUUUACUAUAACUUAUUUUGGUUAUUUUUUUUCUCACUUUCAUAAUAUAAGAUAUAUAACAAAGGAUCAAAUUAAAAAUAACGAUGAAUUAUUGAAUCACUGGCAAAAAUUUAUGUAUCUAUAUGAAUAUAGCAUGGAUAAAAAAGAAAAUAAAAAUUAUAUAUAUAGAGGCAAUACAUAUGAUAAUAAUAAUAAUAUAUAUAGAGACAAUACAUAUGAUGAUAAUAAUAAUAAUAAUAUAUAUUUAGACCAUACAUGUAAUAAUAAUCAUAAUUAUUCAUGUUCAAAUAACCAUUAUAAACACAAAAUAGAAAUUAAAAAAAAAAAAAAAAAAAAAGGUAAUCCAAUUCUUUUAUGUAAUAACAAAAGUAAUGAUAUCCUUUAUUUUUAUAAAAGCAAAUUAAAUGAUCAUAUUAAAGGGAAAAUAAAAGAUGGAAUACCCAACAUUCUUUUAAAUAAUAAUAUAUAUACAAUGUAUACAUCUAUAUACCAAAAAAAAGAUAUAUAUUUUGUAAAGAAUCUACUCAUACAUAGUCACAGAAAUACAUCCAUUCUAAUGAACUCCAUACAAAAUAUUAAUAACUCUUUUAUGAAAUAUAAUAAGACAAAUAAUUUUUGUAGUAAUAUAUGUUUGGUUUUAUUAAUGUCUGGAUUUAUAACACAAGAAAUUCUAAAGAUUGCCUCACUGUAUUUAAAGCCGCACAUAAAUUACUACUUUUUCGAACUAUAA
Plasmodium adleri (nom. inval.) is the source of this 1923-nucleotide messenger RNA. RefSeq names its product ubiquitin-activating enzyme E1, putative. The transcript has a single exon. Bases 1 to 1923 code for a protein of 640 amino acids. Gene Ontology annotation, biological process: protein sumoylation. The record is from RefSeq and is a predicted model, not a curated record. NCBI's taxonomy places the organism in Eukaryota, Apicomplexa, Aconoidasida, Haemosporida, Plasmodiidae. Gene Ontology annotation, cellular component: SUMO activating enzyme complex; cytoplasm. Gene Ontology annotation, molecular function: SUMO activating enzyme activity.